This is a messenger RNA of Neurospora tetrasperma FGSC 2508, 2212 nucleotides long. Its product is annotated as acyl-CoA desaturase 1. The coding region runs from base 155 to 1588 and encodes 477 amino acids. The record is from RefSeq and is a predicted model, not a curated record. NCBI's taxonomy places the organism in Eukaryota, Fungi, Ascomycota, Sordariomycetes, Sordariales, Sordariaceae. Gene Ontology annotation, molecular function: stearoyl-CoA 9-desaturase activity; iron ion binding; heme binding. The transcript has 3 exons. Gene Ontology annotation, biological process: unsaturated fatty acid biosynthetic process. Gene Ontology annotation, cellular component: endoplasmic reticulum membrane.
AGCCCACUUGACCUAGGUCAUCCAUCUCCCAUCCCGACUCUUCCCAACUCGUUGUGCUCCAGCAACGACAGAGCGGGUCCACCUUUUCGACACCAUACCUCACUCACCCAGUUUGUCGUCGACUUCAUCCCUCGACAACAACAACAUCGACACCAUGGCGUCGACUUCGGCCACGGAUAUCCCUGCUGAGGUUCAGGCUGUGAAUGUCCCUGAUGGCACCACCGACUUCAUCCCUCUCAGAGGCAAGAAGUAUGACCUCAAGAAGCCUCACAUUACCGAGCUGCCCAUCACCUGGGGCAACUGGUACAAGCACGUCAACUGGCUGAACACCACCUUCAUCAUCUUCGUGCCUCUCGCCGGUCUCAUCUCUGCCUACUGGGUCCCCGCUCAGACCAAGACCAUCCUCUUCUCUAUCGCCUACUACUACUUCGCCGGUCUCGGUAUCACUGCCGGUUACCACCGACUUUGGGCGCACACCUCUUACAAGGCCACCCUCCCCCUCAAGAUCGUUCUCGCCGCUGGUGGUGCUGCUGCCGUUGAGGGUUCCGCCCGCUGGUGGUCCAGGGAUCACCGUGCUCACCACAGAUACACCGAUACCGACAAGGACCCCUACUCGGUCCGCAAGGGUCUCCUCUACUCACACAUCGGCUGGAUGGUCAUGAAGCAGAACCCCAAGAGAAUCGGCCGUACCGACAUCACCGAUCUCAACGAGGACCCCGUCGUCGUUUGGCAGCACAAGCACUACAUCAAGUGCGUCAUCAUCAUGGCUCUCAUCGUCCCUACCCUUGUUUGCGGUCUCGGCUGGGGUGACUAUGCUGGUGGCUUCAUCUACGGCGGUAUCCUCCGUAUCUUCUUUAUCCAGCAGGCUACCUUCUGCGUCAACUCUCUUGCCCACUGGCUCGGCGACCAGCCCUUCGACGACCGCAACUCACCGAGAGAUCACGUCAUCACUGCCCUCGUCACCCUUGGUGAGGGUUACCACAACUUCCACCACGAGUUCCCCAGUGAUUUCCGUAACGCUAUUGAGUGGUGGCAAUAUGACCCCACCAAGUGGUGCAUCUGGGUCUGGAAGCAGCUCGGUCUCGCUUACGACCUCAAGAAGUUCCCUCACAACGAGAUCGAAAAGGGCCGUCUUCAGCAGCAGCAGAAGAAGCUCGACCAGAAGCGUGCCACCCUUGACUGGGGUAUUCCCCUUGAGAACCUCCCCGUUGUCAGCUGGGACGACUUUGUCCAGGAGUCCAAGAACGGCAAGGCUUGGAUCGCUGUCGCUGGUGUCAUCCACGAUGUCGGCAAGUUCAUUCAGGACCACCCUGGUGGCAAGGCUCUUAUCAACUCGGCUAUUGGCAAGGACGCUACCGCCAUCUUCAACGGCGGUGUCUACAACCACUCCAACGCUGCCCACAACCUUCUCUCCACCAUGCGCGUCGGUGUCAUCCGCGGCGGCUGCGAGGUUGAGAUCUGGAAGCGUGCUCAGGCCGAGAACAAGGAUAUUGCCACUGUUACCGACUCUUCUGGCAAGAAGAUCGUUAGAGCUGGCCUUCAACCUACUCGUGUCACCCCGCCCGUUACCACGGCUGAUGCGGCAUGAGUGGAGUUAGAAGAAUGAUGGGGUUUCACGGAGUCUUCGGAUCAUGGAAGGCUUCAAGAGACAGGGAAAACAAAAUUGCAUGGGAAGCCGUGGUUCUAGCCGUAGAUAGCGCGCAAUGACCACGGUGUAGUACAGUAAAGAGAGAAGCAAGACACGUGCACCUCCGUUUCUUUCGCUGUACAUACACUUCCCGACUUCGGUCUUCACGGCGUUUUGGGGAGAUUUGGGAUUUUGGUCUGCAUGGAAAAUAGUCUGCUUUUUGCACGCGUAUGAAGACAACAUGGUAUGGGUUGAAAAGGCGGACACUUUAGGGUUUACAGGUGAAAGGAGAUACCAACAGAUUAGAUUGCGACUUUGUGUGGGCUGGCUAGUCUUGUGGCAAUAGCAUCAUACAUUCGUUAUGCAAGACAUUUGACCAUAUUCAUACCACAUGAGAAUGGUUGGUUCGCAUGAUGAGAUACUCAUUUACAUGAUCCAUUUCCGCUGAACCCGAUCAAAACUCCAUACGACAAGGUUGAGAAUCCACACGAUCGCUUACCGUGGUGGAACCAGGGAGUUCGAUUACGCCCGUUGACAUGAGCGGAGCAGCUAACAUUGUCGUGUGGAUGAAGCCAAACUACAGGG